Molecule: messenger RNA, 477 nt
Organism: Psylliodes chrysocephalus
Lineage: Eukaryota; Metazoa; Arthropoda; Insecta; Coleoptera; Chrysomelidae
Source: the annotation of a GenBank genome assembly
AUGAAACUUAUACUCAUCAAGACAACAGCAAAUAGAGAGGAGCAAGUUAUUGUCAACAAUACCAAUAGAGCCAGACAUAAUAGGGGCAAAAAGCGUGCAAUAAAAGGAGAUACGAGAGCUGUACGACAGCACAGAAAGGAGAAACGUAAUACUGGCCAGGAAUAUGUAAAUUUCAAAGAAAAAAAAAAAGCUGCACGCAUCAUGCAGCCUCUUAAACCUUGCAGAAAUAAGUGUAGAGAAAAUAUUUCUGAAGAAGAAAGACAUAAACUCUUUACUGAAUAUUGGGCUGUGGGGGAUUAUAAUAGAAAAACAGCUUAUGUUGCUGGUUUACUUGAAAUUAAGAAAAAAGCAGUAUCAAGACCCCGUACGUCUGUCCCAAAUAAAAGUAAACACCGCAUGAAUACAGUCUUGUAUCAUUUGCAAGUAAAUGGUAGGAACGUUUCCUUGCAACCUUCAAUGAACCUCAAAGAUUUAUAA